Chara braunii is the source of this 918-nucleotide messenger RNA. NCBI's taxonomy places the organism in Eukaryota, Viridiplantae, Streptophyta, Charophyceae, Charales, Characeae. The record is from the annotation of a GenBank genome assembly.
AUUGAUGAGCGCAGUGAAGAGCUGCAAAAACUAAGAAAAAAGACGACAGUUACCGUACAAGUCCUCACACAUUUGAAAGAGAAGCUCCAGUUUGUCCAGAAAGAGACAGAGGUGACAAACCACCUGGUGACCAAUCCAAUUCUGAAGUAUGACCUUGAGCUCAGCAAAGAGAAGCUGGAGAUGACAAAGGACAAAAUUGAUGUUCUCAAGUCAAACUUCACCAAGAUUGCGAGCCCUCUGGAGAAGGCCCAAGUUAGCCCAAUGAUUAGCAAGAGAGGGAGCACUGUCAGCUCGAUGGCGUAACCAUUACCACCACAAACCUUUUUUUUUUUUUUUUUUUUUUUUUUUUUUUACCACCACAAACCCUCAUUCAGCUGAGUUUCUGUUUUGGCUUCAGGAUUAUUUAUGGACAUCUUCUGGCAUACUCCCAAACAAGGACUUUUUCUUCGACGUAUCUGACCGUGAAAGUGACCCGAUUUGGUCAAUGAAGUGCGAGCAUUAGUACACCCUGACUGUACUCAUGCUAGGACUUUUCUUGAUGUAUCAGACUGCCAUUACGGCCGCCCCAUGUGUGUAUCUGACCGCAAUUAGGUUUAGACCUGGGCCAAAAAGGUCCUUGUGGGAGUAUGCCCUCACCUAUGCCAUGUUGGUGGAAUCACUUGAGAGGCGAUCUUCUUCAUCGAUCUUCUUCAUCAGCAGGCGCUGAAUGUUGGGCAUUUUUCUUGAUUCUGGACUCAUUAGACCACCAGUACCUUUCUCAGCCAACACUGUGGUACCUUGGGGUGGGGUCACACUUGCUCUGAUUAAGAGAUUCUGGUCAUCGAUCUCCGUUAUCUACGGCUGCUAUUUUUCCUAAUCCGCACAAGUGGGACCGAAAUACAGGACGGUUCAUCAGACGAAUCAAUUUAACCUGCCAAA